CUUCGAGUUGAUUGGUUGGAAAGGCAGACGUGAGCUGGUGGGGAGGUCUGGGGAGGCCAUGAGGUUCGCAGAACAACUUGCCUGGUGCUCCGUGGAAACCAGGCUGUGUGGAAACGUUAACCCGACCUGGUCCCCGGAAAUGCGAGGAUCGGCCUCAGGCUUUCUUUACAUGCUGUCCUGAAUAAAUGGGAAAGGGAAUGUUGGCAUCUGACACGAUCCCACCCCCCCUCAUUUAUUGGGGAUGCUAUAUGGGACAGUGAAGCAAUGGUCAGACCAAUGCCCUGCUCUGACGUUAAAACUAAUAAAAUGAACAAUUAAAACACGUGAUUCACUCCUUUAUAGGUGCCUUUUAAUCAAACAGGCACAGGAUAUGUUCUUUGGACCUAGGAUCGUAUGGAUGCUCCUUGAGACCCCGCAGAAGAAACCCUAAAAUUGGGGCUCUGGUCUUUGCUCCUAGAAUAGCCUGAGAACUGGGACUCGCUUCUGGUCUCCAGGGCAACAGGCCAGGUGACCAAUCAGGUCGCAGACCCGGGGUCAUUGUUGGAGGCAGACGUGUUGCCAUGACUCCUGAAACCUGGGUGACUGGAUGAUACAGAGACAAGAGCCUGCUUGUGUCCUGGGCUGGUGUCCCGCAAGCGUGUGGACAUGUCUGUGGGAAAGACCACGAAAGUAGAAGAGAGUUUUCAAAGGGUCCUGGGAUUUAAGAAGAUGGUCGACAGGUGGCAGAAUUCACACACCCACUGUAUGUGGCAGACGCCGCUGGGCCAGAGGAGAAACCUGUAUGCUGCCCUAAGGAUGCAGGACACCAGGGAACAGGAGUUGGCACUGGCCAACAAGCAGCUGCUGAUGGUGAGUUCUCGCAAGGGUGACCUGAAGCCUCACCCUCACUGCCCUGCAAAGUCCGCCGGGGUCCCAAGCUCUUCACUGCUGCCAGUACUUGCCCAAUGUAUCUGCCUCUGAGGUUUUCAGCAUUACACUGGAGCAGUACCGGGUCUCGUCAAGUGGCUCUUCGCGUCCGGCUGCAGGUGACCCGGCCUCCAGUCCCGGGGCGCGGACUAGUCCUCGCUCCCCUCGUGUCCGUGCCCGGCACCUGCCUCUCAGAGCCCCUCUCUCCCGGGAGAACCCGGUCGCCAGCAGGUCGCCAUCUGUGUGUCCCGGGGCCUGGCGGAGGUCACGGUUCAUGGUGUUCUCAGCAAGUAAUUGCUGAACGUGGGGUUUCAUCCACGGAGAAAGACUUGCGUAGGCCUCCCCUGCAGUGCGCAGCCUCGAUGCUACCGCCUAGCUUUGUGGCACAGCUAAGUCCAAAGCCAGGAGGACGCACGCUGGACUGCCAUCGCGGGAGAACGAGGAAAGGGGCCAGCCUGACGUCACACUCUGUUCUGCC
This is a messenger RNA of Acinonyx jubatus (cheetah), 1384 nucleotides long. It is a transcript of the gene CFAP141, whose product is annotated as cilia and flagella associated protein 141. The record is from RefSeq and is a predicted model, not a curated record. Lineage: Eukaryota; Metazoa; Chordata; Mammalia; Carnivora; Felidae. Bases 646 to 960 code for a protein of 104 amino acids. The transcript has 3 exons.